AUGGAAGACGCUCAUCUGCUAUGUCUUGAAGAUUAUUUCAUCUCCUCCCCGGGUCCGCUGAGACCGCUCAUGGUGUCCCUCAACGGACAUAACUCGUGGCUGCUGUCCUUCCCACGUCCAUGGGCUGAUCAGAAGCAGACGGGGAGGGCUUACUUCCAUAUCGUCUUAGACCCAUGGCUGGUCGGGCCUACCGAGCUCGUGGGUUCCUGGUUCAUCCGCGUCGACCUGCCCGUGGCCGCGGCCAUGCCCACUGCCGACGCCGUGGAAGCAGCGGCGCGUCAGAUCGAGGACUUGGCCUCGGAGUAUGUGCUGAGCAGGCGCCUGUCCAACGAAGUCUUCAACCCGGCCAGCCACAUCGACGCCAUUCUCCUGGGAUUCCACUACUACGACCACGUGCACGAGGCCACCUUGCGCGAGUUUGGCCGCAAAGUCCCGGUGCUGGCAACGCGCGAGGCGGCCAGCAUUGUCAAGCCGUGGAAUCACUUCAGCUACAUCACCAUUGUGGGGGAUCUCGGCCCGGCGGCCACGUCAUGGCGCGCCCCCGAGCUGCAUCCCGGCCCUCCCCUCCCGUCGUGGCUGACGGUGCUCCGCCUCGCCGGUCACCGCGAGAUCAACUUUUGCCUGGCCAUGGUCUGGACCCACUGGGAGAGCCCCGGGGUCGAGGUGCAUGAAGCCAUCCUCAGCACACCCCACGGCACUCUCUUGGACCAGGGGCCGCUGCAGGCCUUCCUGGACGCGGAGCCCAAGACUCGCAAGCUGGCCAUGCUGCACGGCUUGAAAGAAAGCCACGUCGGCGGCAAGCAGACCAGCUUUGGGGCCAAGGGCGGCCUGCAGCUGUAUCGGAAACUCGGGGGGGUCGACUACUGGGUGCUGUCCAACCACUCGAUGCUCAACUAUACCGGCAUCUUCAUGCGCCUGUCCCGCGCGGCAGACACGGCUCGCACCCUGGAAUGGGCUCUGGAUCAGGAGCUGGUGGAAAAGAAGGCCAUGAAUAAGCCUAGUGUUUUCCGGGUUCCGAACGGUGGCUUCUUGGUUUUGGACGCAUGA
Ustilaginoidea virens is the source of this 1047-nucleotide messenger RNA. RefSeq lists its product as uncharacterized. Lineage: Eukaryota; Fungi; Ascomycota; Sordariomycetes; Hypocreales; Clavicipitaceae. The transcript has a single exon. The record is from RefSeq and is a predicted model, not a curated record. Bases 1 to 1047 code for a protein of 348 amino acids.